Molecule: messenger RNA, 1539 nt
Organism: Malaya genurostris
Lineage: Eukaryota; Metazoa; Arthropoda; Insecta; Diptera; Culicidae
Product: cytochrome P450 4c21-like
Exons: 5
Coding region: 1-1539 (512 amino acids)
Molecular function (GO): iron ion binding; heme binding; oxidoreductase activity, acting on paired donors, with incorporation or reduction of molecular oxygen
Source: RefSeq, a predicted model, not a curated record
AUGAUCGCGGCCGUGUGCGUACUUUUUUCGAUUGUUAUCGCGGUUCUAGUUCGCUGGUUGUGGCUCAAGAAAGUGCAAUUCGCUAAAACAAUUCCUCAUGCAGAGCCCUACUAUCCCGUGCUAGGAAACCUUCCAAUGGCUUUGGGGAAAUCCCCUGAUGAAAUGUUUUACGUGCUUCACGAGUGUUUCCGAAAAUACGAUCGAUUGUUCACAUUGCACCUCGGACCACUGGUGGCCCUUGGUGUGACACAUCCCGAACUCAUACAGAAAAUUUUAAAUCAUCCAGACUGCCAGGAAAAACCCGAUGUUUACAAAGUUGUACGGUUACCAAAAGGAUUGUUGGCUGCCAGAUACGAAACGUGGAAAGUACAUCGGAAAACGUUGAAUUCUACCUUCAACAUACGCAUACUGCACAGCUUUUUGCCGAUUUUCAUUGAUUGCUCGAGUAAAUUGAUCAAUCGAUUGAAUCGAUAUGCCGAGAGCGGAGAAACGUGCAACAUUUUAGAGUAUAUUGCUGAAUGUACUCUGGAAAUGAUAAGCAGGACUUCACUUGGCGGCAAAGCACUGGAACGAGAAGGAAGACAGGAUUUUAUCGAUAAUUUGGAAGUAGCGCUUACGACACUUGGCAAGCGACUUUUCAACGUGUUGUUGCACAAUGACUUUGUAUAUCGGUUUACCGAACUGUACCGAAACGAAAUGAAAGCAAUCAACAUUUGUCAUCGGUUCACCGAUAAGAUCAUUGCCGAAAAGCGCAUCGAACUUGGCUCCCCUGGGAUGGAUGAAAAUGGAAACGAGAUUGAUAAAACUUUUCAGCAUCAAGAACCCCAGGAGAACGAUUGUUAUCGGCGGCCGCAGAUUUUCAUCGACCAGUUGAUGAAGAUGCCACUGACCAGCACCGGCGCUUACAGUUUCACCGACCAGGAAAUCUCUGAUCACAUUUACACCAUGAUUGUGGCGGGAAAUGAAACUUCCGCCACGCAGUUGGCUCACACUUGCUUAUUGCUAUCCAUGCAUCCCGACAUUCAGGAAAGAGCGUAUCAGGAAGUGCGAGACUUUAUCAUCUCGGCGGACAUUUUUGCUGACGCGGAUGUUUUGAAAAAUUUAGUAUAUGUGGAAGCUGUGCUGAAAGAAGCGAUGAGACUGAUGCCAGUAGCUCCCAUCAUCGCGAGAGAAAACCUUCAGGAUGUAGUGCUAGACGGGUGUACGAUUCCUAAGGGUACUUUGCUUCUGAUGAAUUUUUAUUCACUGCACCGAAGAGAGGACAUUUGGGGCGACAACGCAGACCGAUUCAAUCCACAACGCUUUCUUGGGGAUGAAAUGAAACAGCGACAUGCCUACGCACAUCUUCCCUUCAGUGGAGGACCACGCGGUUGUAUAGGUUACAGAUAUGCAAAGAUGAGUUUGAAGAUAUUGUUGGCUCUCAUUUUGAAGAACUUUAAACUGUCCACAGACUUGGAAAGCAAGGACAUCCGGUAUCACUAUCAGAUAUCGUUAAAUUUAGAUGGUCCUCAUGCCAUUCGGUUGGAGAAAAGAUUAUAA